AUGGGACCGCCUGAGGUCGUACAUUUCGCUCGCCGGAUGAACCAGCACCUGCCUCUCACUCGGUUCAACCCCGAGCAAGCUCACCAGCAGCACGAGCAAGCUCACCAGCAGCAGCACCGCCACGACCACGACUAUCAACAAGAUCCUCUUGAAUCUCUUCCCUCUCAUGCCUCUCUUCCCUCUGUUCCCUCUCUUCCUUCUCUUCCCUCUCUUCCCUCUCAUGCCUCUCUUCCCUCUCAUCCCGAGUCGCGCCACGUCCUGACCCGCCUACUAUCAACCCCCACUCUCCCGAGCAACGCGCUCCUGCUGUUCCUCUCGCUGCUCCUCCUCAUCCCCCUCCUCUGCAUCCCCCUCCUCGCUCCCUCCUCUCCGCUGUCCCCACCCGCUGCUGCGGCUCAGCCGGCGGCAGAGGGGUCUGGGGCGCAGGCGUGGGGGUUGAAGGGGGAUGAUGGGGCGCAGGCGUGGGGCGGGAAGGGGGAUGAUGGGGCGAGUAGUGGGGAGAACGGAGAGUUGGCAGCAGCAGAUGGAUCAGAGUAUUCAACCCAUUUCUUGUGUUCUGAGUCAAGUCGAGGCAUGUAUGAAGGUCUUGCUUCUCCACGCCCCUCUCUUACCCAUCCCAAAAAAUCUGGAGGCCGGGGAGAUGAGCUCAUCCCUCCUCCUCUCAAAGUGAGGAGGGAUACCCUAAUGUCUCCAAGGCUGUUGUCGCUCAAAGGGUAA
Closterium sp. NIES-65 is the source of this 717-nucleotide messenger RNA. NCBI's taxonomy places the organism in Eukaryota, Viridiplantae, Streptophyta, Zygnematophyceae, Desmidiales, Closteriaceae. The record is from the annotation of a GenBank genome assembly.